AAAGGUAAUGUUUGUUGGUGUAUGCGCGUGUGGAUUGCUCAUAAUUAUAUCAUUGAAUUUAUAACUAUAAAUUCAAUGAUUAUAUCUCCAAUAGCGAUUAUAAAUAAUUAUGUGCAUACAAUGUGAUGUCAAACGAAACAAAAAAUAAAACAAGGUAUGGUUUUGGACAUCGUCUAAAUAUUUUGAGGUGGCUAGCUGAGGUGCAUUUGUCUCAAAGAAUUGCAUAAAAAUUGAAGUGCCACUCUAAAAAUAUCAGAAAGUCAUGUGUGUGGGAGAGAAAGGUAUGGAAAAGCAUUAAAUACCAAGAUUUCUUCUUACCAAAAUACGCGAGGAGGUACCCGUUUCAAGAAACAUCAUGGGAUAUGUAAACUGCCAAUGUCUCAUCAUGUUCAUGUGUUUGCCAAUAUUUGUGGUGAGCCUUCUUCCAUUUAUGAUAGCUGUUUUGGUAUACCAAAGUGUGUUGAUUCUAACUGGUUACGUGAUAUACUGCAAAAUAUUGCAAAACCCAUAUGAUCUCCAUACUACUUCAAAUGUUGCAUCCAGAGCGCAUAGGUUCACAUGGUACCUACAUGGGUGGAUAUGGAAUGGCUAUGAAGUGCAAGGCUUGGAAAACAUACCCGAUUCUGGACCUGCUUUAAUCAUUUUUUAUCACGGAGCAUUACCUGUAGACAUCUACUAUUUAAUAGCGCACCUUUUCUUUCACAAAGACAGGGUGCUACAGGCGGUUGCGGAUUACUUCCUUUUUAAGGUACCAGGUUUGAAGAUUUUAUUGGAAUCCAUAGGUGUAAUACCGGGAUCACAGGAAACUUGCACAAAAACUCUCAAAGACGGAAAUUUGUUGGCCAUAUCCCCCGGAGGUGUUUACGAAUCCCAAUUUAGCCAUCGGUACAAUUUACUCUGGAAAAAUCGAGUGGGUUUCGCGAAGGUUGCCAUUGAUGCCAAAGUGCCAAUAAUUCCUGUAUUCACGGAAAAUCUGCGUGAAGCGUAUAGGACAUUAAGUACGGGAAAAUCAUUGUUUGAAAAGAUCUACAACGCAACUAAAUUUCCAUUUACCCCGAUUUAUGGUGGCUUUCCGGUAAAAUUAAUUACUCAUAUUGGAAAGCCAAUACCGUACGACCCGGAAUUAUCUCCAGAGCAGCUAAAAACAAAGGUGGCAAACGCUAUUGAAGAAUUAAUAGCAAAACAUCAGCGAAGACCUCCGAGCAUUUUGCGAGCUGUGAUGGACAGAAUUCCCGCAUUUAGAGUCGAACACAAAGAUCAUAUAGUCAGUAAGGAAUCAUGAUUAAAAGAUAAAAAGUGGUGCAAUCUUAAUAUACUAUUGGUAAAUUU
Messenger RNA from Photinus pyralis (common eastern firefly), 1329 nucleotides. Its product is annotated as transmembrane protein 68-like. The coding region runs from base 356 to 1282 and encodes 308 amino acids. Gene Ontology annotation, cellular component: membrane. The record is from RefSeq and is a predicted model, not a curated record. The transcript has 6 exons. Gene Ontology annotation, molecular function: acyltransferase activity. Lineage: Eukaryota; Metazoa; Arthropoda; Insecta; Coleoptera; Lampyridae.